Molecule: messenger RNA, 1441 nt
Organism: Erinaceus europaeus (western European hedgehog)
Lineage: Eukaryota; Metazoa; Chordata; Mammalia; Eulipotyphla; Erinaceidae
Gene: ZNRF1
Product: zinc and ring finger 1
Exons: 6
Coding region: 1-438 (145 amino acids)
Source: RefSeq, a predicted model, not a curated record
AUGUCCCACCAGAGAAAUCAGGUCUUAAAGGAGAAGCUUGCCAUUUUGGAAAAUGAGAAAAUCCUUUAUUUAUAUUACAAGCAACCAGCCUCCAUUCUUAGUUUACCUAGGAGCUCUCCAGAGGUUACCUAUUUCACAAAAACUGAAAAUAUUUCACCCCUAUUUUCCUUUCUUUCAGGUUUCAAGUGCCCCAUUUGCUCCAAGUCUGUGGCUUCUGAUGAGAUGGAAAUGCACUUUAUAAUGUGUCUGAGCAAACCUCGCCUCUCCUACAAUGAUGACGUGCUGACUAAAGACGCGGGUGAGUGUGUUAUCUGCCUGGAGGAGCUGCUUCAGGGGGACACAAUAGCCAGGCUGCCCUGCCUGUGCAUUUAUCACAAAAGUUGCAUAGAUUCAUGGUUUGAAGUGAACAGAUCUUGUCCAGAACACCCUGCGGACUGACCCUGCUGAGCUUGCUUGCUGGCUCCUCUCAAAGGGACAGCCAGCCCCUGUUCCCAAGAGGAGUGCUGGACACUGGGCAGAGCUACGCUGGGGACACCAGUGGGAACAGGACACCCCUCCUGCACUGACUCCAGAGAAUGGUUCUCCCUUUCUCCCUGAAGACAUCAAAUUGGACGAGAGCAAGUUAGAGAGAAGAAUCAACUGCUACCCUUCCCCUCACCCCUCAUCCUAGGAGGGAAAGGGCAUUUUCUUUUCCACUGCUGAAAAAGGCGUUAUGGGUCUGUCUCUAAAGUGUUUACAAAAAAAAAAAAAAUUAUAAAAAAAAAAAGUCUAGUGUCGACUGGUGUUUCCCCUCGUGAUGUUUACAGAUUGCUGUCUGCUGUCCAGCUAGAACCCACUCAGUGACAGAAACAAGCAGAACCAGGUUCUCACCACCCUUGUUCUGAUGGCCUGGCACCCUCGCCGGCCUUCCAUCACCAACCGCUCGGCCUUGUUUUCUUUUUCUCACUUUCUGGCUUGGUUUUGCACCUUUACCCCCUUGGGACUCUGAUAUCUUGACUUCAUUGCCAAAAAAAAAAGCCACCACCAUCAAGGACCUUAUCACCCACCAUCCCUAUUUCUUCUCCCCUCUUUUCCUUCUGGUUCUGGUCAGUUCAAAGGACUUAAACAAUCACAAGUGUCCUACAAAAAUGCCUGAACAUUUUUCUUAGGCCCUUGUGGAUUUUCAUUUUCCAGAAAAACAAAAGACUUAUUAAAGGAAUAUGUGCAGCCACCCAUUUUCAGGCACUCUCUGUUUGAGGACAUCUUAGCCAUUGAUGUUCACACGUGGCAUCAGCCCAUGCAAGAUAGGUUUCUGUAUUUAUAUAUUAAAAUACAUACACAAAGAAAACCUUAUGUUUAAAAAAAAUGUUCAAAGCUUGGGGGAAAAGCUUUCUUCCUUAGUCAAGGUGUUUUGAUAUGGUAUUAAAAUAAUGUCUAAUAAAAGAUGGACUGUGUGACUUUA